Messenger RNA from Fusarium odoratissimum NRRL 54006, 672 nucleotides. RefSeq lists its product as uncharacterized. The transcript has 2 exons. Lineage: Eukaryota; Fungi; Ascomycota; Sordariomycetes; Hypocreales; Nectriaceae. The record is from RefSeq and is a predicted model, not a curated record. The coding region runs from base 1 to 588 and encodes 195 amino acids.
AUGCUCGUCUCAACUGCCCUUCUCGCUCUGAGCUCAGUAGCCUUCGCAGCUGCUACGCCCGCUCCAGCUCAAAACCCCGAGACAGACUUUAGCUUCUGGCUUGGUGGUCCUAUCCUCGAGAAAUGUCUCGCUGAAAAGAACUGUGAGGACCGUCUCCUCGACAACCCUUACUACGUCGAAGCCAAGAAGACCAACCAUGCCAAGCGAUACAGUUGCCACGGCGCUGGCAUGCACACCGUCGUCACCAGCGGCAAGAACUUUGUCAAGUUUGGUUCUUUCAACCCCUACGAUUUGUUCCAUCACGUCUAUGAUCUGUGCCAUGAAGGAGGAUGCGAUAGUGGUAGUGACUGGGCCCGAAGUACAAAGAUAUCAAAGUCAGUGCUCAAGGCGUUUACUCAGGGUGGGACAUGCGUAAUGCUCUUGCUCAAUCUCUCGCCGAUGCGUCUGGGCGAAACCAAGUUUGGUCUGAGGAGGUUGCGUGCCCCAGUGGAGGACGAGCAUGCUCUCGUGUCAAGGCCUGGCAGGGAUAUGCUCCCAACUUCCAUCAGUCUGCGAUCUUCAACAACUGCAAUCAAUAUGGCUGGAUGAAUGCCAAGACUGAUGGUCUUACUGGAAUUACUUCGGGUGGAGAUUGCAAGUCGAUUGUUGAGAAGCUUGGAGCAAUUAUCGGAG